Haliotis rubra (blacklip abalone) is the source of this 941-nucleotide messenger RNA. RefSeq lists its product as uncharacterized. NCBI's taxonomy places the organism in Eukaryota, Metazoa, Mollusca, Gastropoda, Lepetellida, Haliotidae. The record is from RefSeq and is a predicted model, not a curated record. The transcript is spliced from 3 exons. The coding region runs from base 170 to 526 and encodes 118 amino acids.
GAUUGAACUGAAAAUAUCCAUAGUAUUUCAAUCAGAGCAUGAAUAAUUUGGCACUCAAGCGUGAUGUGUUUUCUAUAGAGCUAAGUUUAGUCACUGCGUGUCUGGAGACUUGGCUGACUAAAUGAAGCACUUCUAUAUUAGGUAUAACACACGUAUCUAGGAAACUGUAAUGCCCGAUCCAAAUUUUGAAGUAAAAGAUACACCUCUCAUCUCUGUACAGCUCUUCCUGUUCAGUAAUUCUGAGAUCGAUAUCGAUUAUCAGAAGAGCAGAAUGUCGAAAAUGGUGAAGCGAGGGUUAGGUGACUCUCCACCUCGUCCCCCUAAGAAGAAAAAAAAUUCUUCCCCCAGAACAACUGUUGAGCAGGUCGGGGAGGAGGGCGAGAGCCGGACCCCUGCUCCACAGAGAGUAAGUCCAAAUCCGGACAUUCGCUUGACCAGGUCCAUGACCCGGAAGGACAGAGAGCCUGACCAGCUGAAAGACCGCCAAGAGAGGAGCGAGGCGAUGGCAUGUGGCUCUGACCAAUAAACGGACCAAUCAUUUUAAACAGUUGUGUUUCAUUUUGCUAAACUAUCUCAGAAACAUAUACAGUACUACAUGCAAUAUUUAAUACCAUUAUAUUGUCAAUGUUUAAAAAAUGUAUAAGAUAGAAUGUUUUCCACCUUACCUAUGUAUUGGUAACCCGUGUAAAGAUAGUCUUGUUAGACUUGUGUCAUCUAAGGAUGAUGUUUUGAUAAGUAUUGCUACUUUUUCUUUAGAAGGGUAUAUUAUGCCAGUACAUCGUGCAAAAAUGGUUCCAUAGUUUUCAAGGCAAUAAUGUAUGACUAUUACUGGUUUCACCAGCAUCAAACAAAAUGUAAAAUUAUUCUGUAAUGUGGGCCAUGGCCUUGUAUACUGAAAUAAAACUGUCUGUCUGUCUGACAUGCAAUAUUCUGGGAUAAUA